Messenger RNA from Caenorhabditis briggsae, 1989 nucleotides. NCBI's taxonomy places the organism in Eukaryota, Metazoa, Nematoda, Chromadorea, Rhabditida, Rhabditidae. The transcript is spliced from 13 exons. Bases 1 to 1989 code for a protein of 662 amino acids. Gene Ontology annotation, molecular function: protein binding. The record is from RefSeq and is a predicted model, not a curated record.
AUGCUAACGUUUUCGUGGACGGGUAAGCGAAAGAAAAAGAGUGAUGCGACGGAUCAUGCGAUGGCUGUGUCCAAGCAUCGUUCCACGUCAGAUCAUGACUCGUCCGAACCAUCCGUCAGCCGAUCAACGACGUCUACGGGAUCCAUCCACUUCGGACAAACAACAUCAUACACUUCAACAGUUGGGACCAGUUUCAAGGAAGCCGAGUACUCAGGACGACUUCUGCUCCAUGGUUUGAGACUUUCCGAAUUUCCAAACGAAGCUUUUUCAAACAUUGAACUCUUGGACAUAGUACUUAUCGACCUCAGUGACAAUCGAAUGUCAACCCUACCCGCCAACUUCUCAGGUUUUGACUGUCUGAUCUCCUGUAUUGCCAGUUCGAACCGUUUUCGAACCAUUCCUACGUGUAUCUGCUCACUCGAACAACUCACCUAUCUUGACUUUAGCUUCAAUGAGAUCUCUCAUCUUCCGGACGGACUGUUCGACCUUCCACUCAACGCUCUCAUUCUUGCUGGAAACAAGAUAACGUGCAUUCCUGAAGGAAUCAGACGUCUGGCACCAACACUCGCUUACUUAGAUUUGUCGAAAAACGACAUCCGCAGCCUGCAAUCUCAGCUACGCUACUUGAAAGCUUUGAAGGUAUUGAAGGUCGCCAGAAACCGUGUCGAAGACUUCCCAGCAGAACUUUGCUCAGCGUUGGAAUUGCGUACACUUGAUCUCUCGCAGAAUAAUCUGUCCUAUUUGCCGGCUGACUUUGUUAAAAUGACCGAUCUCCGUCAUCUGCAACUGGAUAGAAAUCCGCUGAGAAGUCCACCAAUCGAGAUUGUCGAAUUGGGAAUUGUGCACAUAUUCAAGUGGCUUGAUGGUCGAACAUCUGGCUGCUCGUCGGCCGGCUCACAAGAUGGCCAAUUGGACCGAAAACGCACCACGUUGACAACGACGUCCAUUGUCGCCGAAAAACACGCAGCACCGCAUAACGAAUCGAGAACUACGCGUAACACUUCUGAACCAGCGAAGCAUCAUACUCACCACAAUCACAACGAGAUGAAAGCGGAGAAUGGACAUCAUCGACCGAAAGAAUUAGUCGAGCCCAAAACAAUCUCAUCCGUGCAUGCAAAGACACACAAUGUACAGAUUGUUCACAAUAAGAUUUCGUCGGUUCCGUCUCAUGUGCAAACCGCUGGAAAGGAGAACUCAAGACAAAGCACUCCAGAUGAGCAGAAUAACAACAAUACGGAUGUUUCAAAAACAAAACCGCUGAACAGUAAUGCGUCAAGUCCGGGAAUGGGAAAGAAACCCAUAUCCAAAGUAGCUCCCAUGAUGAAACCCACUGUACGCCCAACAGCACAACCGCCUGCCGCUCCAAACGGAAAUGCCCCAUUGAAAAUUUCUACUGUUCGUCGUCCGAACCCCAUUCAAAGUACUACAGUAACCCGUUCCACUAACACUACCACUGCCAAACGAGAGAUACCAGUGAAAAGUACCAAAAUCGCUUCCACAAUCACUCGUCGGUCCGAGGAACCAGCAGCGACAAGGGUCGCGAGUCGACCGAUAACCUCCAGUGUCAACAACCUGAAUAAGUCAGGAAUACGUGCGCCUUUAACAAAUGGAGUCGUCAAUGACGUGGAAAGUGCGAAAAAGUUGCUGCGAGAGAAAUUGGGACCGAGCUUCGCGUUGAACAAGGGAGAUAUUAGCUUCAGCGUGCAACUGUCAGAUGGACAGGAACUGUGCAAAUUUGUGAACAAACUUCAUCCAGAUGCAAUCGCCCUUGCAUCACCUACUGACUCUUCGAUUGCCACCACUCGCUCCAAGAUGAAUGUCGACAAAUUCUUGCAAUUCUGCAAGAAAAUCGGAGUUCCAGAGAAUACUCUCUGCUCCCAAAUGGACAUCAUCUCAAAGAGAAACCCACAGAAAGUGGCUCGCACAGUAUUGACCGUCGCUAAAAUGCAGCAGCAUCAUGCUUCAACGCUUACUUCCAUUCAAUGCUAA